Cydia splendana is the source of this 1438-nucleotide messenger RNA. RefSeq names its product venom serine carboxypeptidase-like. The record is from RefSeq and is a predicted model, not a curated record. Gene Ontology annotation, biological process: proteolysis. The coding region runs from base 38 to 1438 and encodes 466 amino acids. The transcript has a single exon. Gene Ontology annotation, molecular function: serine-type carboxypeptidase activity. NCBI's taxonomy places the organism in Eukaryota, Metazoa, Arthropoda, Insecta, Lepidoptera, Tortricidae.
AGGUAUUUUACUGGAGUGUUGAUCACAAACUGUAAUAAUGAAGGUUGUUCUGUGGAUUAUUUUGCAAAUCCUUGCAUCUUCCCAGUGUCUUCAUCCUUACCCGAAGAUAAACCUAAGCAAAAGGGCCGUCGGAGAUUGUGGUGAGCCUCUAUUACUAACACCACAUAUUGAAAAUGGUCAAAUAGCCGAAGCGAAGCAGCUAGCGCGAGUUCCAAUAACAGAUGACUUGGGCAUCGAGAGCUACGCGGGCUUUUUCACGGUCAACAAAACCUUCGACUCGAAUCAGUUCUUCUGGUACUUCCCGAGCGUGGAAACAGAUAAAGAAAAGGCGCCUGUACUUUUAUGGCUACAGGGUGGCCCCGGAGGCUCAUCCAUGUUCGGUCUUUUUAAGGAAAAUGGACCAAUACGAGUAAGGAAUGGCAGUUUUGAGCGUAGAGAAUACCACUGGGCGUUGAAUCACCAUCUCAUUUACAUCGACAAUCCGGUUGGCGCAGGAUUCAGCUUCACUAAUCACGAGGAAGGAUAUCUCUCUGACGAGAUACAAGUCGGUGAGCAGCUCUACUCCACCCUGACUCAGUUCUUCAAGCUGUUUCCGGAACUACAGCAAAAUGAGUUCUUCAUUAGCGGAGAGUCUUAUGCUGGAAAAUACGUCCCAGCUCUAGGCUACACUAUCCAUAAGAAAAAUCCUUCAGCGGAAAGCAAAAUAAACCUCAAAGGCUUAGCCAUUGGCAAUGGUUUAAUCGAUCCUGUUAACCAGGUUGUCCUUUAUAGCGAAUAUUUGUAUCAAAUAGGGCUUGUCGAUUUGAACCAACGAACAACAAUUAAGGGAUAUGAAGAUAAACUUAAGAAGCAUAUAGAAAACAGUGAAUGGGACCAAGCGAGCGAUAUAUUUGACACUCUUCUUGGGAGAGACAUGCUUGAAGGCAAAAGCUACUUAACCAAUGUGACCGGUUUCAAUUCUUGGUUUAAUUACUUACGUACAGAGGACUACGGUGACGGAGAGGACUUCGGUCCCAUGCUGCAGAACAGCACUGUUCGGAAAGGCAUCCAUGUGGGACAAGCUUCUUACAACGAAUCAUCAACUAUAGUAGAAAAACGAUUCAAACACGAUAUAAUGCAGUCUGUCGCUCCGUGGUUGUCUGAACUACUAAGUCACUACAACUGUCUUAUUUAUAACGGGCAAGUGGACAUAAUACUAGCUUAUCCUUACACGGUCAACUACUUGCGGAAGCUGAACUUUUCAGGUUCAGAGGAAUAUAAAACAGCUGAACGUAAUUUUUGGAAAGUGGACGGGGAGCUGGCUGGGUACGUGAAGCGAGCCGGGAAGCUGGUAGAGGUCCUGGUGAGGAACGCUGGGCACAUGGUGCCGACGGACCAGCCGAAAUGGGCCUGGGACAUGAUUACACGGUUCACACAUCACAUGUCCUAUCUGACUUGA